Molecule: messenger RNA, 1846 nt
Organism: Oppia nitens
Lineage: Eukaryota; Metazoa; Arthropoda; Arachnida; Sarcoptiformes; Oppiidae
Product: sphingomyelin phosphodiesterase-like
Exons: 7
Coding region: 485-1846 (453 amino acids)
Biological process (GO): sphingomyelin catabolic process
Molecular function (GO): sphingomyelin phosphodiesterase activity
Source: RefSeq, a predicted model, not a curated record
UAAAAUAUUGAAUUCAAUUAACAACUAUUUACUGCUAUUUAUAAUAACAUUAUUUAUAUUAAUUAAUAUUACAACUAUAUGUGCCGACAAUAGUCAUGAUAAUAAUGAUAACGAUGAUGAUCUGUAUUUUGUUAAACUUAAUCAAAUAUUGACUAACUUAGAGCUAACUGGCCUAGAGUUGGACGAAAAUGCUAACGAUGCUAAGCUAUUUGUCAAUAUUUUAUUAGCAGCCGAUGCGGCCAAACGUGACAACCAGAGUUGCCACGAGUGUAAUGAGACGCUCCGGUAUUUUAAAUCUGUGGCCAAUAUUGCCGACCAAAUCAAACAGUCAUCGAAAUCUUUGUGUCGGGCAAUCAAACCAUUUGAUUCGGAACGUGUCUGCUUGGGUACUAUCGAACGGUUUGUCGAACCGUUGAUUUAUGCCUUACAGCUCUCGAAGAUAACAGUACCCGAAAUAUGUGCCACUUAUUUACAUCCCGAUUGUAUGACACACUAUGGCCUACCAUUAACUCAUGCAACCAAUUGGGAGCUACAUAUACCUGCCUUAACAGUUGAUCCCAAUUCCUAUUACAACAAUAGCGAAAAUGGUGGUCAAUUGAAAAUGUUGCACUUGACCGACACACACAUGGAUCUGUAUUAUACACCCGGUGCCAGUUCAGUGUGCGGUGAAUCCACCUGUUGUCGUCCUACGAGCUAUGGUCACAAUCAUUCGGCAGGUGUUUGGGCUGAAACAAGAUACCUGUGCGAUGUUGGACUACCGUUUGCCGAACAGGCCAUCCGACACAUGGGCGCCGAACAUCCAGACUUAGAUUUUGUCAUAUGGACGGGUGAUAACGUACCGCACGAUGAAUUCAAUAGUACUCAACAACAGGAUCUCGAAAAUAACCGAUUGAUAGCCAGUGUUGUAAAGUCGACAUUUGGCCAAAAACGGGUGUUUCCCUGUUUGGGUAAUCACGACACACAUCCAUUCAAUCAAUAUAUACCCUAUGAGAUUGAUGUCAAAUCCAGUGGUCAACACUCCAUGAGUUGGCUCUACAAGACAUUGGCUGACGACUACUGGUCCCAAUGGAUCAACACAGCGAAGGCCAAAGAGUCGUUCAAAAUAGGCGGAUAUUACUCAGCAAUGGCUACCGAUCGCAUAAAAGUUGUUAUUCUCAACAACAAUAUCUGUCAACACAGAAACUGGUGGUUAGCCUACGAUCCGGUCGAUCCCGACGGACAACUCAAAUGGCUUAUCGAUGAACUGUACGCCGCGGAGCUCAACAAACAGACAGCUAUUAUAAUAGGACAUAUACCCCCAUACCAGACAAAAGUUUGCUACACAGCCUGGGCAAGUAAUUAUUUUAGGAUAAUGGUCCGUUUCCAGCACCUGAUAGUUGGCCAGUACUAUGGACAUACACAUUUGGAUGAGAUUGUUGUAUUUUACGACAAAAAUCGUACCACUAAUCAAACGUAUCCCAUAUCACAUGGCUAUAUUGGAUCUUCGGUGACUACAUGGCCAGCAGUCAAUCCGGGAUAUAGAAUAUUCACAUUGGAUGAAACGGGAAAGCCAUUGGAUUUUACCACAUAUUACAGUAAUAUCACACAAGACAACAUCGAUGGCAAACAAAUUGUGCCCAAAUGGCAGAUCGCCUAUACGGCAAAACAGUCGUAUCAAUUGUCAGAACUGUCCAAAGAGGCCUGGGAUGCGUUCAUCACACGGGCCGAUACCGACCAAAAACUAACUGACUUAUACUUUAGUCAUUUGCAUCGUUUUACUGAUGCAUACAUAGAAAAUAUGAGAAAUAGGGGUCAAUAUAAUCCUAAAUACAUUCAUAAUUUGCUUCAAUCGCGUAAAUACAUGUAA